AGAGGCGAUAUGAAGUCCGGUUUCCGAGAAAAUAGAUAAAUUCGGAAAGUGCAUAUUUCCCAAAAAAAAUAAAUUAAAAACCCAAAUAAAUACAAGAAGAGUUCCUGAGAUACUCCACAUUUGUUACUGGUAUUUGAGGCGGUGCACAGAUCAAUUUUAAACAAUGAUGGACUUUUUUGCUGAUGGCGGAUUUCAACAAUUAUUUGAUGAUUUAAAUGAACAUUAUUCCGGCUCAGCGAUAUGGAUUGAUUCAUCGGAGAUUUCCAGUUCCGGUUACGAUUACAACGAUCCCAAUAAUGGGGUAGAGUAUCCUGAAGAAAAUUAUUUAUGCUGUGACCAGGAUUAUCAUUUAUUUGUAAUGGAACCCGAAACAAGCACUCCAAGCUCAAACCACUUCAGUGAGGAUAGUGAAAACCAAUUACAAGCCAGUUUGGAUUAUCUGUUGAAUGCCAGCUAUGAUCUAAUGGAAGGUAAUACAGAACUGGAAUCCCUACAAAACACAAGCCUGGCCUUGCAAGCCAAAGAACUGAGUGAUUGGGAGGAAAAAUUCCUUGAUAAUUUCAUUGAAAUUCCUGAACUCAUCGAUUUUCUACCCGAAAAGACACCCCUGUGUACGGAUAACUGCAAUCAUUUUCUACAAGAAUGUGCCGAAAAUUUAAAAUUAUUUGCAACACCACCAAGUUCGCCUGCCUCCUACUACUCCUCCAACAACUCCACGCCAGAAACAGCCAAUGCCAAAAAUGAUGACGAUGCAAACUCUCCCUCCCCGGAUCAUAGCAAAGAGAAUGAUAAAAUCUACACCUGUAAUUUUGGUGAUUGUGGAAAAAUUUACGCCAAACCUGCCCAUUUGAAAGCUCACUUGCGUCGUCAUUUAGGUGAGAAACCGUACGUUUGUAAUUGGUCCGAUUGUACAUGGCGUUUUUCCCGCUCCGAUGAAUUGGCCCGACAUCGACGUUCCCAUUCCGGCAUUAAACCGUAUAAAUGUGAUUUUUGUGGCAAAUGUUUUGCCCGCUCCGAUCAUUUGACAAAACAUCGCAAGGUGCACGAACGACGGAUUUUGGCCGCCAGUAAGGCGGGAAAAAUCGAUCUUGAUGGUGUUAUGCCACAAUCUGUGUUGACCGUAAGACCGGGGCGUAAAAGGAAAAAUCAAUUAUAGACACGUCAUGUAGAUCAUUUGUUUA
Molecule: messenger RNA, 1181 nt
Organism: Musca domestica (house fly)
Lineage: Eukaryota; Metazoa; Arthropoda; Insecta; Diptera; Muscidae
Gene: Klf15
Product: Krueppel-like factor 3
Exons: 1
Coding region: 164-1156 (330 amino acids)
Biological process (GO): regulation of transcription by RNA polymerase II
Molecular function (GO): RNA polymerase II cis-regulatory region sequence-specific DNA binding; DNA-binding transcription factor activity, RNA polymerase II-specific
Source: RefSeq, a predicted model, not a curated record